AUGGGUAUGUCAUUCGGUAUUCAUAGCUUACUCGGUUUAGCCGGAACUACAGCUCGAGAUAUGCCUGCUGAUGCUGCAUAUAUUUCUGCUGCAACUACAUCACAGUAUUGUCAUCAAAAUUUUUUCCAACCAAAUACCCCACAACUAUUCACAAUGGAUAUGCCACCAAGUAAUUUUGACCGAACCCAAUGUAAUGAUCUGCUUACCCAAGGUAUCGGCCGUUUUGAUUACCAAAAUGCAACCGGUGUACCAAUGGCUUCAGAAGCCGGCAAUGAUGUAGCAAUAAUGGCACCAAAUGUUAAAAAAAGUUCCAGUAAACGUAAGAAACGCCGUCAUCGAACUAUUUUUACACAGUAUCAAAUUGAUGAACUUGAAAAAGCAUUUCAAGAAGCUCAUUAUCCAGAUAUGUAUGCCCGCGAGGUACUUGCAAUGAAGACAGAUCUUGCUGAAGAUCGUAUACAGGUUUGGUUUCAAAACCGUCGAGCUAAAUGGAGGAAAACUGAAAAAACGUGGGGAAAAAGCACAAUUAUGGCUGAAUAUGGACUAUAUGGUGCAAUGGUUCGACACUCGUUACCAUUGCCGGAAACAAUAACAAAAUCAUCGGAAAAUUCUACAGAACCAGCAGCACCGUGGCUUUUAGGAAUGCAUAAAAAAAGUUUGGAAGCUGCAGCACAUCUUGAAAAUGGUGACAUAGACAAAGAUUCAGAUUCAGACGAGGAGGAUCGACGUUGUCAAACAUCAUCAAAUAUUCCAAAUAAUGGAGACCAAAAAUUUUGCAUGUAUCAAUAUGAGCGAAUGUCUAUGUAA
Messenger RNA from Enterobius vermicularis (human pinworm), 807 nucleotides. Lineage: Eukaryota; Metazoa; Nematoda; Chromadorea; Rhabditida; Oxyuridae. The record is from the annotation of a GenBank genome assembly.